Messenger RNA from Olea europaea var. sylvestris, 926 nucleotides. RefSeq names its product zinc finger MYM-type protein 1-like. The annotation marks the transcript as partial. NCBI's taxonomy places the organism in Eukaryota, Viridiplantae, Streptophyta, Magnoliopsida, Lamiales, Oleaceae. The record is from RefSeq and is a predicted model, not a curated record. The transcript has a single exon.
AUGAUCUUAUAUCUGAUCCAGGAAAACGUCCCCCUAUCGAAUCAUAUGAUCCUAAUAUCAGAGAUGAUGUUAGGAUGGCAUAUUUGCAAAAAGGUCAUUGUCAACCACAUGGACAUGACUUUCCAAGAAGACGGAUAGGAAAUGAUAAUAGGUGUUUUCGAAGAGAAUGGUUUUCUGAAUUUUAUUGGUUGGAGUACAGUAUAGAAAAUGAUGCGGCUUAUUAUUUGCAUUGCUACUUAUUCAAACCAGAUAGAGGGGGUCAAGGGGGUGGACAUAUAUUCACUAAGACUGGCUUUAGGGAUUGGAAGCACAAAAGUACAUUGAAAGAUCAUGUCGGGCUCAUUGAUAGUGCUCAUAAUCAAGCUUUUGCAAAGUGUACCAAUUUGAUGAAUCAAAAGCAAAGUAUCUCCCAUGUUAUUUCUAGUCAAAGUAGUAGUCAACAAAAAAAUUAUAGGACAAGGUUAACUGCGGUGCUAGACUGUACUAGAUUUCUCUUGAUGCAAGGAUUGUCAUCUCGUGGUCAUGAUGAAUCGAGAAAGUCUCUUAAUAAAGGAAAUCUGAUUGAGCUACUAAAUUGGUAUGCAACUCGUCAUAAGAAAAUUAAUGAAGUACUAUUUAGUAAUGCUCCUGGAAAUGACCAAAUGACUUCACCAAGCAUCCAUAAGGAUUUGGUUAAUUGUUGUGCUGUUGAGACGACAAGGUCUAUGAUCAAUGAGAUGGGCGAUUCCUUGUUUUCAAUUUUGGUUGAUGAGUCUCGUGAUAAUUUUGUAAAAGAACAAAUGGCAGUUGUUUUGAGAUUUGUUGACAUAAGUGGACAAGUGAAGGAGCGUUUAUUGGGUAUUUGCCACAUCGUUGAUACUUGUGCCCAAUCACUCAAGGAUGCCAUUGAUGCAAUAUUUUCUACGCAUGGGUUGAAUCUAGUCUGA